Thyridium curvatum is the source of this 2778-nucleotide messenger RNA. RefSeq lists its product as uncharacterized. The record is from RefSeq and is a predicted model, not a curated record. Gene Ontology annotation, cellular component: membrane. The transcript has 7 exons. NCBI's taxonomy places the organism in Eukaryota, Fungi, Ascomycota, Sordariomycetes, Thyridiales, Thyridiaceae. Bases 1 to 2778 code for a protein of 925 amino acids.
AUGGCUCACAACGGCGACAUCCCCGACGAGGAGCUGCAGGCGCGCAACCCUCACGCCUCGGCCACCCGGUGGCGCCACCAAGAGUCCUCCGCCUUUGCGCGCCACGCCGUCCAGCAGCAGCAAGCCGGGCACCACCAGAAGCCCCGCGAGCCCGAGAACCGCGGCAACACCUCCGACCUCGCCAACUUUCUCAACUCGUCGCGCGUCUCCCCCGAGGAGACGGUGGCCGCGGCGGCCGGGUCCGGGUCCGGGUCCCGCUCCGGCACCGCCGACGGCGGCGGCAAGCGCUUCACGCCCAUCGUGGUCGGCGCCGCCGAGGCGCGCGAGGCGACGGCCGCCGGCGAGCCCGGCCCCGAGGACGCCGAGAUCGCGCCCGACGCGCGCCCCGACGGCAAGGAGAUCGUGUGCGGCCCGCUCAUCAACUACCGCCGCCAGGAGGGCACCACCUGGGUCGGCAGCGUGCUCGUCGUCACCAAGGGCGGCGGCAAGACGCAGGAGUCUGCGCCGACGCUGCUGCUGCGGUACGCGGGCGAGCGCCAGGCCGGCGGUGCUGCUGCUGCUGCCGCUGCCGUCGAGGGCGCCGGCGCAGCGAACGGGGGCGCGUCGGCAUCGGGCGGCGCGCAGAAGGAGGAGGCCGAGUUCAAGGGCGUGUGCCUGUACUCGGACCCGCGCAACACCUUCUGGCGCUUCAGCAUCAGCUGCGAGAUCCUGCCCACCGAGGGCCGCUGGGAGUACACCCUGCCCGGCCUGCGCUUCCACAGCAGGACCAAGCCCCAGACCAACGCCUUCUACGUGCCCGCCGCCGCCGAGUCGAUGCGCAUCAUGUUCCACUCGUGCAACGGCUUCAGCGUCGGCACCGACGAGGACGCCUACAGCGGCGCCUGCCUGUGGAACGACGUCAACCGGCGCCACGCCGAGGCGCCCUUCCACGUCAUGAUCGGCGGGGGCGACCAGAUCUACAACGACGGCAUCCGCGUCAACGGCCCGCUGCGGCAGUGGACCGACAUCGGCAACCCCAAGAAGAGGAAGGACUACCCCUUCCCCGAGAGCCUGCGCCAGGAGUGUGACGACUAUUAUUUGAAGAAUUACAUUCGCUGGUAUUCCACCGAGCCCUUUGCCACGGCCAACGGCCAGAUCCCGCAAUUGAACAUCUGGGACGACCAUGAUAUCAUCGAUGGGUUUGGCUCAUAUGUCAACGACUUCAUGAAGUGUGAUGUAUUCCGUGGCAUUGGGGGAACGGCGCACAAAUACUACAUGCUUUUCCAGCAUCACUUGCCGCCUCCACCAUCCACAUACACUACCGAUGCCCCUCAGACAACGGGCGCUUCCGUGGGCAACCACGACCCCAACCAGCUAAUGGAUGUCUACGUGGCCGAGGAGAUGACCGAGCCCAACUACAUCGUGGGAAACAAGCCUGGUCCGUAUGUUGCCGAGAAGUCUCACAACAUGUUCGCCAGUCUAGGCGCCAGAAUCGCGUUCUUGGGCAUUGAUGCAAGAACUGAGCGCACGCGCCACCAAAUCAACUACCCCGAGACCUAUGAUCUCAUCUUCAACCGCCUGGACCGGGAGCUCACCGCAGCGCGCGAGAGAGGCCAGCCUUUCAAGCACCUGAUCCUGCUCCUGGGCAUCCCCAUCGCCUACCCCCGCCUCACGUGGCUGGAGAACGUCUUCUCGAGCCCCGUCAUCGGGCCCAUCAAGUUCCUCAACCGGCGCUUCGGCCUCGGCGGCGGCGUCUUCAACCACUUUGACGGCAGCGUCGACCUGCUCGACGACCUCGACGACCACUACACGGCGCGCACGCACAAGAAGGAGCGCAACCACCUGGUCGAGCGCCUGCAGUCGGUCUGCGCGCAGCACUCGGUCCGCACGACCAUCCUGGGCGGCGACGUGCACCUCGCGGCCCUGGGCCGCUUCUACUCGAACCCCAAGCUGCGCGUGCCCACCGAGAAGGACCACCGGUACAUGGUCAACGUCGUCUCGUCGGCCAUCGUCAACAAGCCGCCGCCGCCGGCCAUCGCCAACCUGCUCGCGCGCCGCAACAAGAUCCACCACCUCAACCACGACACCGACGAGACCCUGCUGCGCCUCUUCAACAAGGACCCCGGCGACUCGGACAAGACGGCGGGCCACAACCAGGUCACCAUGCCGUCGCGCAACUUCGCCGUCAUCACCGAGAACUCGCCCAACAACGCGCCCUCGCCCGACAUACGCGGCCAGGACCCCAUCGUCAACGACUUUGCCCCGCCGUUCGCGCCGGCCCUGCAGCAGCAGAAUGGAGGCGGCAGCUCCGGGCCGAGCAGCCUCGCGCCCCCGUCCUCGCGCGGCGGCGCCGACAGCACGCGCUCGGGCCUGUCCUCGCACAGCAAUAAUCCUGCCGCCGACGGCGGGGACAGCGACAACAAGAAGAAGAAGAACCCGCCCGCCAGGCAGCCCUCGUCCACCAAGGUCGACGGGCACUACCCCAUCGGCGCGGGCGAGCAAGGGGCCGGCACGCACCACAAGGCCGCCUCCCCCGCCGCGCACGGCCGCGGCCACGACGGCUCGCUCGACGUGUGCAUCCGCGUCGAGAUCGACCAGCACGACCGCGAGGGCCGCACCGAGGCCUACGGCCUCAGCAUCCCCGCGCUCGAGUACGAGGGCCCCCACGUGCCCAGCCCGGGCACCUUCCGGCCGUCCACGCGGGGGUCCUCGGCGGCGGGGUCCGCGGCCGCGCCGGCCACUGGGGUCGAAGGGGCCGCCGGCGGCGGCAGCAGCAGCAGGCCCGCCACGAGGUCCUAG